GUCUGAUUUUGAUGAUGGGUUUUUCCUUUUGUUUAAGUUUUUGUAGAAAAUAAUAUCUAAGUUGAUCAAAUUUUGUGUUUGAAGAUUGGAUCUUGGUGCACCUUUAAUUUUAUAGGUUAUUCAAACGUACAAGUUUCAAUUUGAUAUCUAACUCUAAGAUGUUUGGUGUAAUUCUGAUAAACAUAUAACAUUUAACUGUUAGGGCUUUACCGUUGUUCAGUACUAAUGCUUUCUCAUAACACAUCCAUUUUCUCAGUUAGUAGGAUAUAUAGAACAUAGCAAGUUUGGUGGUUGAAAGGUAAAUGUUUCUAAAGUUGCAAAAGCUAUCUGCUAACCGAACAGCAAGGACCAAAAAUUUUCUUUAGAUUUAUGAUGCUUUUGCAAAUAAUAUAGUUGGGUAUAAUCAUCUGGUUUUUCUUUGUGUGAUGAGGAAUUGUUCGGAUUACUUACAACAGCAAUUUGAAUCAUGCAGCAACCAGGACUGAGCAAGAAUUGAGAUUCCAGCUUCCUUGCUCUAGUUAAAGUUCUUCAGUGGAAGAGAGUGUUUGCUGUCUAAAGAGGGAGUUUGUGAGGAAAGGAAACUUAUGGCUGAUGGACAGAAGCAUAUUUGUUGUGCAGAGGGGAAGCAGAUGCAAUAUAGACCAUGGUCUCAUCUUCCUGUUGAUAUCCUAAAUUUGAUCAUCAGACGACUUCCUAAGAUUAUUGAUCAAAUUUACUUUAGGUUUGUCUGCAAAAAUUGGCAUUUGGCUAAAGUUCCUCAAUAUGAAGGGAAUGUUCCAUGGCUACUUGGCCUCCAAUGGGAUUUUGAUAUAAAUAAUGGAGGUGCCAUGACUCAGCUGAGUUCAUUCCAUAUUCCAUCUCCUAAUAACCAAUUUCACAUCACAAAGAGCAUAGUGAAGAAAGAGGAAGAAUUUUUUGGUGCUGGAAUUUGUGCUUCCAAGUAUGGUUGGUUGCUGUUACAGAAAAGUAAUAAAUCAUUCUUCUAUAGUCCUUUCUCUAGAAAAGCAAUUAAACUUCCCAAUAUGGAGAUUAACUUCAACAGGGCUACAUUUUCCUCAAGUCCAACUUCUCCAGAUUGCAUUUGUUUUGUAAUCGAAAGUUCAAAAAGCAUUGCCAAAAUUCGGAUUAGUAUUUGUUCCCCUGGUGGUCUAGAAUGGCGCACCAUUGCUGUGGAUGGUUUUAAGAGGGCAGUUGAGGAUGUGGUUUAUAGUAAUGGAUGUUUUUAUUGCGUCUUUAGUGGUGGGGUACUUGGGGCAUUUUAUGUUGCAGGUCGUGAUUGGAGGGUGCUUACAGAUAUGGAGCCAAUUAUCGGAAUUCAGUUUUGGGCCAGAUCACAAUUGGUUGAAUCUAAUGGGGAGCUUUUGCUGGUUUGCCGAUCCACAAACUUCCAUGUUUUCAGGUUUGAUUGGUCUGAGAUGGGUUGGAUAGAGAUACACAAGCUAGGAAACCAAGCAUUGUUUCUUGGUUGUACCUCGUUUGCUAUAGCAGCCGAGUGGAAAACAUCAGCUUUGGCAGACAGGAUCUACUAUCAUGGCGAAUGUCACCGUUCUUAUUUUUAUUAUUUGCCUACGAACAAAAAAUAUGCUUGUGAGGAUUUUUAUCCUUGGGUUGUGCACGAUGCCAUGGAAAGAGUUUGGAUUGAACCGCCCUCAUUUUAGUUCUUAUGAAUUCAGGUAAGUGAUUUUCUGUCAUCUGUUUGUUAGAUGCCAGGUCAAUACAACAGGUUUAGCAACUUCAGCUGUUUUACUUCAACCUUAUUAAUGCCACCUAGGAGUUUGCCAUUUUAUGCAGUUUUAGAUUUACUGUGAACUCUUCUAUGUAUCGACAAGCUGUUGCAUUUGGAUUAGAACUAUACUGAUUAGUUUCAGUCAUCCAUCUCUGUCUCUUUCAAAUUUUCUUGAAUAAUUUUUUUUAUUAGAACUUAACCAUAUGGGCAUCCUUUGUGAUCCAGCUUACUAGGUUUAGCUUAUUUUAUUUCACUGUUAGCAGAGUACAUAUCAAUUUCUUGAUUUCUUGUUUUCAAAAUAUUGGGAUUAGAACUCAGCUCUAUUUUGAGAUUAGUUCAUUUUGUUUAAACUUUACAAACGAGUUCAAACUUGAAUUUUCAAAAUUUUUAGUAAAUAAGCCAAGCUCGAACAUACGAGUAACAUAACUUGGAUUGUUUGAAAUCCAUUCGCCUUUUAAGGUUUUGUCUUUCUUUUCUUACCUCCCCAUAAUUGUAAAUGAUCAAGA
Durio zibethinus is the source of this 2232-nucleotide messenger RNA. NCBI's taxonomy places the organism in Eukaryota, Viridiplantae, Streptophyta, Magnoliopsida, Malvales, Malvaceae. The record is from RefSeq and is a predicted model, not a curated record.